Molecule: messenger RNA, 756 nt
Organism: Camponotus floridanus (Florida carpenter ant)
Lineage: Eukaryota; Metazoa; Arthropoda; Insecta; Hymenoptera; Formicidae
Exons: 3
Coding region: 1-756 (251 amino acids)
Molecular function (GO): N-acetyltransferase activity
Source: RefSeq, a predicted model, not a curated record
AUGAUCAUGGAUGAAGAAAAGAAAGAUAAAUUUACGGUCGAAAUGGAAGCAAGAAUGUACGCGCCUUUAGAGUGGGAGUCACCGGCGAUAUGCAAAAUACAAGAUCUUAAAGAAGCGCAGUACGAGGAAGUUCUGCGUCUGAUAAAACAUCAUUUCUUUCGAGAAGAGCCCAUGUGCAAAGCAAUAUCCUUACUGCAAGAUCAGAAAUCAGUGAAUGUAUAUCUCGAUUUUAUAAAAACGUGGAUGAAGGAUACCACCAGCUUGGUAGCACUCAGCCUGGUAUCAGGACGCGUCAUCGGAGUCGCCAUUACACGAGUUAACAGUGAUUCGGAUAAAUCCGACACGUAUAAUCGAGUGCAAAAUUUCGAAGGAAACUUGGAGAAAAUUAUGAGUUUAAUCAGCGCUUUAAUGAAACAAGCGGAUGCGUACAAAGAGCUCGAGUGUGACGCGUAUUUUCGAGUUCAUAUCCUUUGCGUCCAUCCCUCUUAUCAGCAGAAGGACAUCGGUGCAGCUCUUUUGAACGCUUGCGUGCGCGUCACGUCCACCCUGAAUUUAGCGGCUAUCGGUGGCGUUUUCACGUCGGGUCGCAGUCAGUCGCUCGCGUUGAAACUGGGUUUGCGCCUCGUCUCGGAAAUCCGUUACAGUCGAUGGAUAGUCGACGACCAGGUUGUAUUCGAUGGUACCGGCAAAGGGAAUUACUCGGCCGCUUUUAUGGGAAUGCGAGUACCUUCCGAGGAAUCGCUUCGCAGAUCGUGA